Molecule: messenger RNA, 1070 nt
Organism: Rhodamnia argentea
Lineage: Eukaryota; Viridiplantae; Streptophyta; Magnoliopsida; Myrtales; Myrtaceae
Product: casein kinase 1-like protein HD16
Exons: 4
Coding region: 67-909 (280 amino acids)
Source: RefSeq, a predicted model, not a curated record
UCAGGAACCGCGUAAUGAUGAUGACGAGCCGUCAAAGGAAAUACGAAUUGGGUCGAAAGUAGCACAAUGGAUAAGCAUUUACGAUAUGUAUCCACCCAUGAAGCAAAGGUGAGGACUUGCAUUGCAGAUUUAUUUAGUUUUUCUGUGGUACCUGAGUUUAUUGAUAAUCAUCCUCUUUCUUACAGAUACGUCUCUAAUUUGGAUUAUAUCGACCUCAUCUUACACAUUGAGAAGGGACAUGCGGAGGGAAUGUACAUCACCGGUGUGGCUUACAGUUCUUGCUCUAAGUCAUGGGCCAUAAUGAUGGAUGAUCAAGCUGGCUACAAUGAUCAGAUUUAUGCUUUUUCAAGCGGCUCUCUUCAUGAGGCAUGGAUUAGGAAAAACUGGUCGGAGAACUUCUACAUCACUGCAGUGGCUGGAGCAGAUGACGACAGAUUUCUGGUUAUAAUGUCCAAGGGUUGGUCCAUGAAUUCUUGUUUUACCGGCUUUCUUGAUAUACAGAAAGGGACCCAGAAUAUUCGGCAGUCUUGUUGUGUUCUUGAGACAUUUCCUUUCGAGUGGAUCAAGAAGAAGUGGGCUGAAGGUUUUUACGUCACCGCCAUUGCCACUUCCGGGGACCAGUGGGCAGUAGUCUGCUCCAAAGGAACCAGAUUUACUGACCAGGCCGUAGAGCUAGACUUUCAGUAUCCGGCUGAGGGCAUUCAUGAAAGGUCGAAGCAGGGCUAUUACAUCACUUCGGUCGCAGCCAAUCCGGAAGAGAUUGCCUUUAUCUUCAGUAUUCCUGGAGCAGUACCAGCAACUGUAAAUGCAGAGCAAGAGAUGCUUCGGACUUUCGAUUUUCCUGAUGACAGUAAGAUCCAGGAGAAGUGGGCAAGGAAUUACUACAUUUCUUCUCUUUGCUGCGGUUGAACCAUUGCUUAAGCUACCAAGUACAAUUGCAAUCAAGGAUGUUUUUUGCCACCAACCCAGUACAGAAUGGGACUGAUUGUAACCUCUUUGCCAUAGUUUUGUGCAGGAAAAUUUUCAUAUUGAUUCUGAAACUUUCAAGCUUAACAACAACAACGAUAACG